Molecule: messenger RNA, 2555 nt
Organism: Synchiropus splendidus (mandarinfish)
Lineage: Eukaryota; Metazoa; Chordata; Actinopteri; Syngnathiformes; Callionymidae
Product: kelch domain-containing protein 1-like
Exons: 13
Coding region: 898-2220 (440 amino acids)
Molecular function (GO): protein binding
Source: RefSeq, a predicted model, not a curated record
UGCGUUUCUUCAGGGAUUUCCAAUUGUUAUGUUUGUCACACAGAAGGCGCCUUGUUUUCCUGCAAACCUGUGCGAUACCUGAGCAGGUGCUCACUGGGCCAAAGAAAAACAAAAAGCCUGACAGGACUGCGCCGGAGGGUUUUGUUUUCAUUGUCAUCCGUCAGAAUCAACGUGCUCUUUAAACAACAAAAAUAUAAAUAUAAAAUGCAUGCAAUACUUUUUAAAGACAGGGUAGGAAAGGGAAAAAGAAGGCUGUGCACAAAGUGCAUAUAAAGAUGGACAUCGUACAAUGUGCAAAAAAUAAAAGCAGAUUGCGAUGAAAAGGAAAAAAAACCCAUACUCUAUGAACAAACAUGAAACUUGCAUGCUGUGGUCCUCUGCCUCCAGCAGUACAGUACAAACACACGUUAUACCAUGGUACACCGGCAUCUUUUUUAUGGUGCAGUUCAAAUGGGGCCUGUUGCUCAUCCAUGUUUGCGUUAUCUACAGUGUCAACAAGAUGAAGCGUCACCCUAACAUGACCGCUAAUUCUGGAGUUGUGUAUGGGGAUGUCCCUGUUACUCUUUUUUUUGCCAAAAGUAAUUAGUGAAACCAUGAUACCAUGAUUUUUUUAUGAUGUAUUUCAGAACAUCACCUCUCUCUUCAGGUUUCACUUCUAUUGAAAUCAAGACUCUCUCUGUGUGGGCAUCAGCUGGUUCUGAUGUAAUAAGCUGGCAUGUCACUUUAUCAGCAUUUUUGUCAAUUUUCUGAAUCAAAUUUAUUGCCAUGGUCAGUGGGGAUCCCACCAACUAGGAAAGCGCUUUGGAUUAAAGUGCUGUCAAUAAAAUAAAAUGACCGACAAACAACAAAGACUGAUCCUUAGAAAAGAAGUCACUCCUUUGAUUAUAACUCUGCUAUAUGUCCGUGCUCUUUCUGCAGUCUUGUUUCCGCGUUGAACGACAGGAGGAUCGCCUUGUUCAUUCACUGCCAUAUUCAAAAGUUGACCGUGUGUUCUUAUGGACUUGUACGAUUCCAAAUCAUCAUUGGUUUUUGGAAUAUCUCCAACAGGCAGCUGUCACUACUGUUGUGACUCAGAACGUUGCCUGUGCAUCUGCUCCUGUUGUUCAUGGCGAGGACCGAAUUCUUCCCAGUGAUGAGAUUUGGUUUUGUGAUUUGCACAGUGGCGUUUGGGAGUGCAGGGAAGUGGGUGGAGACAUCCCCUCUGACCUGUCCUGCUUCUGUAGUGCUCUGGUGAAUGGAACUCUCUACAUCUUUGCUGGAUGCGAUCAGGAAGGUUACACCAAUGAAAUGUACAGCAUGGACAUCACAGACGUGUGCUGCUCCUGGAGGAAAGUGACAGACACAAAGGGACCGACCCCGUCGCCUCGAUGUCAACACACCAGUUGGGUUCAUCGAGACCGAAUCAUUUACUUUGGCGGAUAUGGAUGUAAAACCUUAGGUGAAGCAAGAAACGCCACGUCAGCAAACUUUGUUGUCGAGGAAAUGUCUUGGACGACAAUAGGAAACACAUUAUUCCGGUGUUGGGGCUGGAACAAUGAAGUCAAUGUGUUCGACACGCUCUCGGCUACAUGGAGCACGCCAGAAACUCAGGGUCCUGCCCCGUCCCCCAGAGGCCACCAUGCCAGCGCCGUCUUGGGAAACAGAGGCUACAUCUCUGGUGGAGCGGAAUCUACAGACUUGUGUCUCUUCAGCAUCGACCUUGACACGUGGACAUGGACACAGUUUGAUGUUCCUUCCCCAAGUGCUCCUCCGGGUCGUUCAAUGCACACAAUGACCCCAAUUUCUGAUCACGCGCUGUUUGUGUAUGGAGGGCUGAGCACAAACGGAAACACACUCAGCGAUGGCUGGCUUUUUGACACCACCAGGAGAGAGUGGACCAAAUGGUGUCAUCUGGACAAACCAAGGGUGAGUCAUAGUGCUUGUCGAGGAAAUGACAACGACAUCGUCAUAUUCGGCGGAAGCAGCAAGUUUUGCAUCCUCAUGGACUCGGUGGCAAUCCUCAGAGCUCCAUCGCCUCAUCAUUGUAGUGACGUGUUCAUCAUCCAGACGCAGCCCUACUCCCUUUUCAGGUUGUGUGAAGAUUUUAUUGGACGUAACUCCGCCCUGUUGGCGGAGCAGCUGAAGUGUCUCCCGUUGAAGCUGCGGAGCAAAAUUGACAAGCGCGUGGCUUUUUACUCCACAGUGACCACUAAUGGCUCAUCAUGGAACACCAAUUUUUAAAACGUUCGAGCUCCGUUUUGUAUCUUGUGCUUGUAAAUGGUAUUUAAAAGACAAACUCAAAGGUGCUUUUAAGUCGCAAGAAUAAAGUUCUCAUUUUAACUGGAGCAGGAUGAAAUUUCAUGCUUUUCUGGUUUAUGGAAUAAAGUGCCUUAUUUCACUGAUCAUGACUUUUUUAGUCUAAAUACUGAGGAGAAAUGCAAUGAAAUCCCUUCGGUUUUGACUUCAUACUACCAAAAAAAAAAUGAAACUCAGUAAUUGUAUGAAACGUUUAUUUGACUGAUCAGUCAUUCCCGUGAAAUCCUUGUAAGUGGGAGCAAAUGGGCUCAUACGGGUCG